GCCCUCGCGCUGUGCUGCUGCACGUCUCUGUGCGUGGCUGCUGCUGGCAUAUCUGAGCGGGCAGUUGAAUCCCCGCUUGUAAAUGACAACAUGAAGAUAACGCUGACAGUGACAGCUGAUGACAGCAGCUGCACGCCACCGUCCCCCCCCCCGGCUACUGUGAAUACCAAUGAUCUUACAAUAUCGACUACGGUUGCUUUGAAGAGGACGGGUGAAACACCAGGAACGACACAGACUGCGAAUGGUCCGUCUAAGGCAGUCAAAGUUCCCGCUGGGUACAGCAUAACGCUGAAUACCUCACGGGUUGUUAAAUGUACGGAGAAAGGAGGUAGUUCUGACGCCGCUGAAAAAGACUGCCCAUUGGUGGGACCUGAAACAGCUUCAACGGCUACGAACUACAUCACCUAUGUUGUUACUGUGA
Messenger RNA from Trypanosoma grayi, 421 nucleotides. RefSeq lists its product as hypothetical. Lineage: Eukaryota; Euglenozoa; Kinetoplastea; Trypanosomatida; Trypanosomatidae. The record is from RefSeq and is a predicted model, not a curated record. The annotation marks the transcript as partial. The transcript has a single exon.